UGCACACAGCUCCGGGUACCUGCCCUUCCCGAGCCGGCGUCGGCGUCCGAGUGCGCAGGCGCGGCCUUCGGGUUUCCCCGGCUACAGUCGGCGCUUCGGCCCGCUAGUCCGCCGCGGGCUCUUCCGCCGCCCUGCGCCAUGGCGGGCUGCGCGGCGCGGGUUCCGCCGGGCUCCGAGGCGCGCCUCAGCCUCGCUACCUUCCUGCUGGGCGCCUCGGUGCUCGCUCUGCCGCUGCUCACGCGCGCCGGCCUGCAGGGCCGUACCGGACUGGCGCUCUACGUGGCCGGGCUCAACGCGCUACUGCUGCUGCUCUACCGGCCGCCGCGCUACCAGAUAGCCAUCCGGGCUUGUUUCCUUGGCUUUGUGUUUGGCUGUGGUGUGCUGCUAAGUUUCAGCCAGUCCUCUUGGAAUCACUUUGGCUGGUACGUGUGCUCGCUGUCAUUAUUCCACUAUUCUGAGUACUUAGUGACAGCUGUCAAUAAUCCCAAAAGUCUGUCCUUGGAUUCCUUCCUCCUGAAUCACAGUCUGGAGUACACAGUGGCUGCUCUUUCUUCUUGGAUAGAGUUCACACUUGAAAACAUCUUCUGGCCAGAACUGAAGCAGAUCAGUUGGCUCAGUACCACUGGGCUGCUGAUGGUGGUCUUCGGAGAGUGCCUGAGGAAAGCCGCCAUGUUUACGGCUGGCUCCAAUUUCAACCACGUGGUGCAGAGUGAAAAGUCAGACACCCACACUCUGGUGACAAGCGGGGUGUAUGCCUGGUUCCGGCAUCCCUCCUAUGUGGGGUGGUUUUACUGGAGUAUCGGAACCCAGGUGAUGCUGUGUAACCCCAUCUGCGGUGUUGUCUACGCCCUGACAGUGUGGCGCUUCUUUCGUGAUCGCACAGAAGAGGAAGAGAUCUCGCUGAUUCACUUUUUUGGGGAGGAAUACUUGGAAUAUAAGAAGAGAGUGCCCACGGGCCUGCCUUUCAUAAAGGGGGUCAAGGUGGAACUAUGACGGGCAGGUGCCUGUGGGGCCAGGGGAUCUCUGGCCCUGCGCAGCCUAGGACAAAACUACUUCGAGUUGGCCACUGCAGAAUGAGUUUCUUAAUCAUUUUAUACGUCACUAAUUACUCCUCAGAAUGUCACUCAAAACCUAAUGGUCAGAAGGCCUUAGGACCAAAGGACCCACUGCAGCAUUCUCUUCCUGUGUGGGAUGAAGGUAGAACAUGGAUAAACAGCGAACAAGGAGCAUGUCACAACGGUUCAUCAGUGCCCUUUCUACAGUGGUGGGGUGAGGACCCACGCCACAGUCUCGUGCCCCCUCAGGUCAGAGUGUAUUUGCACAGUGACCAGGAUACUCAGGAGAGGACACUGCCCUCUGAAGCACUUAUGCUAGAAUAUGUAGUCAGAGUUGCCACACAACAGCAUUCAAAAUGCAUCAAAAAACCUUUAACCGAAAACAGCAUAGCUUUAACUUC
Molecule: messenger RNA, 1456 nt
Organism: Onychomys torridus (southern grasshopper mouse)
Lineage: Eukaryota; Metazoa; Chordata; Mammalia; Rodentia; Cricetidae
Gene: Icmt
Product: isoprenylcysteine carboxyl methyltransferase
Exons: 5
Coding region: 139-993 (284 amino acids)
Biological process (GO): C-terminal protein methylation
Cellular component (GO): endoplasmic reticulum; membrane
Molecular function (GO): protein C-terminal S-isoprenylcysteine carboxyl O-methyltransferase activity
Source: RefSeq, a predicted model, not a curated record